Brassica rapa (field mustard) is the source of this 3115-nucleotide messenger RNA. Its product is annotated as glycosyltransferase BC10. Gene Ontology annotation, molecular function: glycosyltransferase activity. The record is from RefSeq and is a predicted model, not a curated record. Gene Ontology annotation, cellular component: membrane. Lineage: Eukaryota; Viridiplantae; Streptophyta; Magnoliopsida; Brassicales; Brassicaceae.
UUCUUGAAUAUGAUGCAAUACAUUUUGAAGCUUUCGCUAUAAUUGCUUUCUCAAGGAAAAAUAAACUAAAAAGAGUAAACAGUACAUACCCAUAAAGAAACUUUACAAGUUUUAUUGUUUGGUUGAAGUAAAAAGCAUUGCUUUCGUACCACCUCGAACCUUUCGCUUAUAGUUUAAUCUCUGACACUGAAACAACUCACGAUGACGACAAAAGAUGUAAAAUUUCUGAAUUGACAACCACAAAACAAAAUAAGAUCUCCUAGCUGACCAAAAUAUAAAUAUAGCUCAGUAAAUAUUCAUUGAAGACCCAAACUGAAACCACUCACGUCACCGUUAUUGGAAGCAAGGCCCAAAAAGUCAGAUUCUAAGGCCCAAUAUGAUGCAUGCCGGGCACGUGGAUACACAGUAAAAGCUCUGUUGCGUUCGACAUGAAAAUGUUUCCUAAAAGAUGGAUCGAUUCCAUUACGAAAAACCAUGCAGCCACGUGAUGUUAUUUAGAGGCUACUAACCAACGGUUUCUAUCGUACCACGUGUAAUACCAUGAACAUAAUCGACUAUUUUAAUUGUUGCCUUUAACUCUAAUCAACGAAUAAGCUCGUAUACAACCACUCUGUUGGUCUAUGAUUUAGUUAGAUUAUAUAACAAACUGACAAGACAAAGUACAAGAAUAAUCAUAUAGUAUACGUACUAUUGAUGUCGACCAAACAUAAUUACAUAUUCUAUUUUCGGAACAAAUUAAGAGAAAUGUUGGCAAACGAAAAACUAAGAACGUUAUGUAAAAACAUAUUAAAUGAGAGAUUCGAAAACAUUAAUAUUUUCUUUAUAUAGUUGUGAAUUCCAAAUAUGAAAUGCCAUUGAAUUAAAUUGAAUUGAAUAUUUCCUUAACUUGCACUCAAUACUAAAUAUAAUUUCUUGAUGUAAGAUAUAUGUCGAUGAAUAUACACAAGGUUACACCAAAUCCCACUAUCUCACUCUAGAAAAUUAAAAAAAAAUACGAUUUGAUCGCUCUAACAGAAUGAAAGUAACGGCUGGUUUUAAUUCUCCGACAAGAGAUAUGCCGUCUCCGACAUUGUUUCCUCUCUUCUGCGUUUUGUUUCUCUGCUUUCCAGUUGCUGUCAUCUUCACAGUCCAGCGAGAAAUCACCGCCGCAGUUUCGCCGGAGCUUGGCUUCCACUCACGAAAUCUACACGCUUCUACUCCGGCGGUUCGAUUUCGUCAGCAGAUUCCUAAAGACGACGAACAGCUUCUCCGACUCGCUUCCCGGGUCAACCCGAACCAGCCUUCUCCCGGGUCGAUCCGGAAGCUGGCUUUCAUGUAUCUAACAACGGCGCCUCUACCGUUCGCGCCUCUGUGGGAAGCCUUCUUCAACGGAAGCUCCGAUGAGCUCUACAACGUCUACGUUCACGCAGACCCGACCCGAGAGUAUGACCCGCCGUUCACCGGCGUGUUUGAGAAUCGAGUCAUUCACUCGAAGCCCUCUGAACGGAACACACCCACUCUCGCUUCAGCCGCGCGUCGGCUAAUAGCUCACGCGCUUCUCGACGAUCCACAGAACUACAUGUUUGCUCUCUUCUCGCCUUCCUGCGUACCAAUUCACUCCUUUGACUUCACUUACAAGACGUUGGUCUUGUCUCGCAAGAGCUUCAUCGAGAUACUUAAAGACGAGCCGUUACAGUUCGAAAGAUGGGCCGCGAGAGGGCCCAUCGCGAUGCUGCCGGAGGUGAGGUUUGAUGACUUUCGGAUUGGGUCUCAGUUUUGGGUUUUAAAAAGGAAGCACGCGCAUGUGGUGGCGCGUGAUCGACUUAUCUGGGAGAAGUUUAAUAAGACAUGUUUCUGGGAAGGCUCGUGCUUUCCCGAAGAAAGUUACUUUCCGACACUUCUUAAUAUGAAGGACCCGCGCGGGUGUGUCCCAGCUACGCUCACGCACGUGGACUGGACCAUUAACGAAGAGGGCCACCCGAGAAUGUAUGAGCUGGAGGAAGUGGUGCCUGAGCUGAUAGUUAGGUUGAGGAACACUAGACCGAGAUACGGUGAGGAUGGAAUCAACGGUUCGGAUUGGACAGUUGGGAGGAGUGAUACGUUUCUGUUUGCUAGGAAGUUUUCUCCUGAUGCUCUGGAGCUGUUAAUGGGUAUGGCUAGAACCGUGUUGUUUAAUGACUCGGCAUGUGGUGCGUGAAUGGUUCUCUGAUGGCUUUGUUGUAAAUUUAGAUGUAGUUUUAGUUCUUUUGUUUUGGUCAAGAAGUAGAAAAAAAUAAUUGUAAUCUAAUGGGUAGCUGGGACAAAAGAACCCAGUCUAUCAUUAUCCAAGGGGCUUGUUGAGUUAGACGUCAAAGCUCAUCCUCAUAAAUUCGCAACUGAAGUUAAGCAUCAGCAAAUCAAUUUACCUCAGUCACUGACCAAUGUAAUGGGAAGAAAAUGAAUAUAUAUAUAUAUAUAUAUAUGCAUGCCAAAGUUCCUCAAAAUCUUGGGUUAGUCUACAUCUCAAAUGGAUAUUAAGCAAUUUACUAAUUUUUAAUCUUCAGUUCAAGAGAUUUUACAAGUUAGAGAAUCAAAUACAGGACCAGGAGAGGUACACGAACUAUCUAUGUUUCAUGUUCUGCAUUGGCUUCUUAUUCUGUUAUAAGGAGCAAGUGGUAAUACAGUUUUAUCUAUGAUUUAGAACACAUAAGUUGGUUUUUUUAUUGAAAUGGUGGCGCCAAUUUGUUGUCUAGUGGCUUUAGUUGCUGAUUCAUUUUAAUAUUUAGAUUAUAUUUAUUUUCCUUGGUUUCAUUCACCAUUGAAAAAGAGUGGUUUAUUUAGCAGGAAACUGAUAUGAAGUAUGCUAUAGCCUGUUUGGUUACAGGCGAAACAUGAAAUAGCAACAAACAAGCUUAGUCACCUGAUAUUUUAACAUAAACAGAUUUUAUCACACAGAAUAUAAAAUAAUUACAUUUACCGAUCGCUACUCGCUUGCUUCACCCAACUCAAACCAAAGGGGGCAAAGAUAACCAGGCGAUCUCAGAAGAAUUCAAUGUUUUACAAUAGGUAUACAAGUUCAAGAAAAAAAAGGUUUAAAUGACAUUAUUAAUCAAACUCAAAAGAUAAACAGUCUCAGAAGUUCAAGCAAACUCAUAAC